CUGCCGGCCGGCCCGGAUGGCGGGCGGCGCGGGCUGGGCGGGCGCCCCCGCGGCUCUGCUGCGCUCCGUGCGCCGCCUGCGCGAGGUGUUCGAGGUGUGCGGCCGCGACCCCGACGGCUUCCUGCGCGUGGAGCGCGUCGCGGCGCUGGGACUGCGCUUCGGCCAGGGCGAGGAGGUAGAAAAACUUGUGAAAUGUUUGGAUCCCAACGACCUGGGGAGAAUCAACUUCAAGGACUUUUGCCGCGGGGUGUUCGCCAUGAAAGGGUGCGAGGAGCUUCUGAAGGAUGUGCUGUCAGUGGAGAGCAUGGGGACACUGCCGUGCGCGCCGGAGAUCCCAGACUGCGUGGAGCAGGGCAUCGACGUCACAGGCCCCACCUUUGCUGAUGGCGAGCUCAUCCCCAGGGAGCCCGGCUUUUUUCCCGAGGACGAGGAGGAGGCUAUGACGCUGGCCCCGCCUGAGGGCCCCCAGGAGUUGGACACAGACAGCCCCAUGGAGAGCACUCAGAGCCUGGAGGGGUCUGUUGGGAGUCCCGCCGAGAAGGACGGGGGACUCGGGGGCCUGUUUCUGCCAGAGGACAAGUCCCUGGUCCUCACUCCGUCCAUGACAACUUCGGACCUUUCUACACACUCUACCACCUCGCUCAUCAGCAACGAGGAGCAGUUUGAAGACUAUGGGGAGGGUGACGACGUGGACUGUGCCCCCAGCAGCCCUUGCCCCGACGACGAGACCAGGACCAACGUCUACUCCGACCUGGGGUCUUCGGUGUCCUCCAGUGCGGGGCAGACACCUAGGAAGAUGCGGCACGUGUACAACAGUGAAUUGCUGGACGUUUACUGCUCUCAAUGCUGCAAGAAAAUCAACCUGCUCAAUGACUUGGAAGCCCGGCUGAAAAACCUGAAGGCCAACAGCCCCAACCGAAAGAUCUCCAGCACAGCCUUUGGACGGCAGCUCAUGCACAGCAGCAAUUUCAGCAGCAGCAACGGCAGCACCGAAGACCUGUUCCGAGACAGCAUUGACUCCUGCGACAAUGACAUCACAGAGAAGGUGAGCUUCCUGGAAAAAAAAGUGACAGAGUUGGAGAAUGACAGCCUGACCAACGGAGACCUGAAGAGCAAGCUGAAGCAGGAGAACACACAGCUGGUGCACAGGGUGCACGAGCUGGAGGAGAUGGUGAAGGAUCAGGAGACCACGGCCGAGCAGGCGCUGGAGGAGGAGGCACGGCGCCACCGCGAGGCCUACGGCAAGCUGGAGAGGGAGAAGGCCACCGAGGUGGAGCUGCUCAAUGCCAGGGUGCAGCAAUUGGAGGAAGAAAAUACAGAGCUUAGAACAACAGUGACUCGGCUCAAGUCUCAAACAGAGAAACUGGAUGAGGAGCGGCAGCGCAUGUCUGACCGUCUAGAGGACACCAGCCUGCGGCUCAAAGAUGAGAUGGACCUAUACAAGCGCAUGAUGGACAAGCUGCGGCAGAACCGCCUGGAGUUCCAGAAGGAGCGGGAGGCAACGCAGGAGCUCAUCGAGGACCUGCGGAAGGAGCUGGAGCACCUGCAGAUGUACAAGCUGGACUGCGAGCGGCUGGGCAGGGGGCGGAGUGCCUCCUCUGGCCUGGGCGAGUUCAGUGCCAGGGCCCGAGAGGUGGAGCUGGAGCAUGAGGUUAAGCGGCUCAAGCAGGAGAAUUAUAAGCUGCGGGAUCAGAAUGAUGACUUGAAUGGACAGAUCUUGAGUCUCAGCCUCUACGAAGCAAAAAACCUCUUUGCCGCCCAGACCAAAGCCCAGUCUCUGGCUGCAGAGAUAGACACCGCCUCGCGGGAUGAGCUAAUGGAAGCCCUGAAGGAGCAGGAGGAGAUCAACUUCCGGCUGAGGCAGUAUAUGGACAAGAUCAUCCUCGCCAUCCUAGACCACAACCCCUCCAUCCUUGAGAUCAAACACUAAGGCACAGGGCUGGCUGCAGAGCAGCCUCAGGACCCUGGGACCAAGGGGCGGACCCUGCUCAAGGAUGCAGGCCUCGGCCGGGCCUCAAACUCACACUGUAAAUGUCUCUGGCCACGAUGCGUUACAUGUACCCGUGUAUGUGUGGGGAGGCUGUGUGCGUGAGCGAGGGGUGAGUGGCCGUGGCUGUGGGUAGUGUCCACACGGUCAGCCGUGCAUGCACUUUGUGGCCCCUUUGCAAGGGGCAGAGGGUACUGGAAGUGGGAGGGGGUGAGGUCUGCUAUCAGGAGUUACUGUAAAAACAAGAACUGGAAGCUCAUGUUUCCGGUACUGGGUAAAAUGAUUCUACCUCUGGGGAUGAGGAUUCACAUUCACUCUAGUGCGAUGGGCUCUUUCGCUGCACUCCUUGUCCCACUGGGAGUGGGAGCAAAAUCAUGAUCUUUUCCGGGAGUUUGAAUUCCCCGUAUUUGUGUCCUCGCCAGCUCUUUGGCCACCUUUCAGACCCCGCUGUUCAAGCAAAGAGAGGAUGAAGGGGCAUCUGGAGGGUCCACGAGAUGGGAUCCCCACCAAAGGCCGUGGCCCCCAGCCGGCAGCCUUCUGUGAUGUGUGCACAGAUGUGUGAACAGGACUCAGGUUUCAGAGGAGAUGGCGCGGGCAUCCUCAUCCUGCAGAGUUCGUGCACCCCUCGCCCAUGCUACCUACCUCCCACUUGCUGUUUUGGUUUGGUUUUUAAAACAAUGAAGCAGUAUUCACUGGGUGUAACAGGAAGGGAUAAAAACAAAGGAGAAAAAGAGUGUUUGGGAUGGAGUGUCUAAGGCAGGAGUUGACAUCGGGCAACCAAAGAAAUGGUUUUCUGGGGAGGAACACAGCUCCCAUCCUGGUCAGUUUCCUUCCCAUGGCUGCAUCUUAAGAUGGAUGCAUGGAGAGACUGUCUGCCUGGCUCCCUAUCUUGAUUCUCCACGCAGCCUGGUGAUAGCCUUGGAUUUGGAUUUCAGAAUCUGAGCUCUGGGCUCCACUUGUGUGGCAGCAAGACCGCUUCACUCCAGUGUGUAGAAACACACCUGUAUUUGGUUCUCAGCACUGACAGGAGGCGGGUGGGAAAGUUUCGGGAAAACCUUAGUCUUCCAUCCUCCGACCCGUGGUAGAAAUUCACACCAUGGAUUUUUAAUGGAUCUUUUGUUCUAGGCAGCUGGGAGUAGACAUGGUACCUAGAGUUUUCCAAUCUAUCUCGAUUUUAUAUGGCUUGUGAUUCAUUUUCUUAACCCAAAUAUAUAUAAAUGUGUGUGGUCUGAUUCUUCCCCUGCAGUUUCCUGUUUUCUUCAGCACAUCUUAGGUAUGAGAAGGAAGGUUUGGGCAUGUUGGGAUGGUCAGUGGAGGAGGAGAAGCAGAGAAGAGAAGGCAGUGAGGGUGAGGAGGGGAUCUGGGGACUUGGGUGUGACCCCUGCAUGACAAAGGCAGGGUUGUGGCCAGGACCAGCCUUCAUUCCAUUCCAUUCAGUGUUUGCGUUUGUUGGCUCCUGUGGCUACUUUUUAAUCCAGUUUCAUGCUGCAAAUAGUGGGGUCACAUUGGUCUGACCCAGGACUUUGGAGCCAUCCACACUGGGAAGACUAGGCUAGGCAGUCGGUCUUCUAGGAGUCUCUCAGUUCCUUAAGACGGGGGUCUCUUUGGGCUCCCCCGAGGGUCUGCGAAGAGGCAGUGGAAGAAGGCAGGAGGAGAGGGUCUCUUGAGAAUUUGCCAAUAGGAAAGAAUAGCCACCAAGGAAAGGAACAAGACAGAUCCUGAGAUGGCUUUGGUCUCCGUGUUAGGUUGGAGGGAGUAUUGGUCCGUGGGGGCCUUCCCCCAGGGAUGACUUUUAUUUGUAAAAUGUUAUCUGCUGGCUACUUGAAAUUUCAGAGAAGGCUGCACAGCCUGGGUUACACAGCCUGGGAAGAAGAGUCUCUGCCCCGGGAAGGCCGGAGAAAGCAGCUGGCAGCCUGCAGCAUGCUUCCGGCUCCUCCCUCUAGGGGGCGCCAUGGGAACAGGCUCCGGGAGGCGGCCUGAGUCCUAAAGUCCGCCCCCCCAACCCCAACCCCAACCCCAACCUGGUGCAGCGUCAGAGGGUCCUCUGGAACAGGGCUGGCUUUUAAAUGAGGGGCUGAAUUCCAGCUCACACACACCUCAACUUUCUUCAGCCAGAAUACAUUUCUUGUAAAGCCUGGCUUGUCGGCUUGGCUUUUAAAGAUAUGUAUGUUUGUAAAAAUAUCCUUCUGGGCUCAAAAGCUAGCUUGAGGGCAGAUGCCCCAGGGGUUCCAGCUCCACAGCCCUGGCAGGUCUCAGAGCCCUUGGUGGUAGGGAUGGAGAGCCUGAUCUCUCUGUUUCUGCCCUUACCCCUCAGUAGUGGGGCUGCAAGGUAGUAGACAGGAUGCCCAGUUACGUUUGAAUUUCAGAUGGGCAAAUAAUUUUAGAAUAUGUUCCACCCAGUACUUAGGACGAUGUUAUUUUUAGAGAGGGUCUUGCUCUGUUGCCCAGGCAGGAGUGUAGUCUUAGUAUGAUCGCAGCUCAGGAUAACCUUGAACUCCCAGGCUCAAGAGAUCCUCCUGACUUAAAUGCCCGAGUAUCUGGGACUACAGGCAGGUACCGCCAUGCCCAGCUAAUUUUUCUUAUUUUUUUGUAGAGACAGGAUAUCACUGUGUUGUCUCACUCGAGCAGCUGGCCUCAAGUGAUCCUCCCGCCUCAGCUUCCCAAAGCACUGGGAUUAUAGGCAUCUUUUAAAUGGAGAGAUUUAAAAACUUCUCAUGAUUAGACUGAAUCCUCAGAUGUCCUGGUUUAGUUGUGAGUGUAGCCCAGGCAUGGAAGUUUUUAAAGAGCUACUCAGGUGAUUCCAGUUUAAUUGGGUGUCCCGCGUGGGGUUUAUUUAUUUUUGUUUUUUUGGUUGGUUAUUGCUAAACCUGGCAAUCCUACAAAGUAGGGAUUAGCAGCAAUUUACCUGAAAUUUAGAGGUGUUUUUUGGGUGGGGCAAGGGUUUCUGUAGUAGACUCAGAUUUUACAUGGCCCUGAGCUGCCCUUGCGUUCAAUUGGAAGCCACACAAAAUUAGCUGAACCAGGAGUGAGCUUUGUAUACAGUAUCUAGUAGGAAAUGAAGUGCUUUCUGGUUCAGCUAGUCUCUAUGUGGUGAGAGGCUUUAAGAAAUUUCUAGUAAAUUUUUUCGGGCCGGGCACGGUGGCUCACACCUGUAAUCCCAGCACUUUGAAGGGCCAAGGCAGGCGGAUCACCUGAGGUUGGGAGUUCCAGACCAGCCUUACCAACAUGGAGAAACCCUGUCUCUACUAAAAAUACAAAAUUAGCCAGGCGUGGUGGCGUGUGCCUGUACUCUAGCUAAUCAGGAAGCUGAAGCAGGAGAAUCUCUUGAACCUGGGAGGUGGAGGUUGCGGUGAGCCGAGAUCGCGCCAUUGCAAUCCAGCCUGGGCAACAAGAGAGAAACUCCGUCUCAAAAAAAAAAAAAAAAAAGCUUUUUUCUUUCAACUUUGAAUUGGCCAAAGUUAACCCUAGGUUAUUUUAUUUUAAAUUGGUAGAUUUCUUUGAGAACUGUCACAGGGAAAUUCCUUUUCAUUACCGUCUUAAGCAUGGGGGGGCUUGGACCCACUGAACAGGACAGGCGUGAUGGCUCACUCCUGUAGUCCUAGCACUUGGGAGGCAGCGGCAGGUGCAUUGCUCAAGCUCAGGAGUCUGAAAACGGCCUGAGCAACAUAGUGAUACCUUGUCUCUAUCAAAAAUAAAACACCAAGCUCAAGAACCUGCAUGAAGGCCUGAAGCAGUGGGCUCACCUGUGCGUUGGAAUCACCUGGGGAGAUGUGUAAGCUGCUGAUGCCUGGGCUGAACCCCCAGAGGUUCGGAUUGAAUUGAUGUGGGGUGUGGUCCAGGCAUCUGGAUGUGUAAAGACCUCCCUGGGUGGUGGUGAUAUGCAGCCCGAGGUUGAGACUCCCCUGUCCUAGAAUUUCGUUGGCCACAGGUAGAGGAAACUGGUAGAAGUGGUUGCUGGGCUUGUCAAGCCAGGGCUGAAUGACGGCGAGCUCUCCUGCUGGGAGGGUACCUUUUCCUGUUAUGUUGUUGAAUGGUCCUGGCCUGCAUGAUGGGAGGCCAGAUGCCUUCAGGGGCUGGUGGAUCCAGCUGUUCUCACCAGCCUGGAGGUUAACAGACCGGAGUGGGUGGGCAGGACCUUGGCCUGCUGCCUCUGGAGUCAGUGGGUGGCACGUGUUGGGAAAUACUGGCUACAGGCUCAUUCCAAAGAGCAGGUAGAACAGAGUCAGCAGGAAACUGACAGGUGGGGCUGUCCCCCGGAAAGCAGCCUCUGAAACAGCUGCCACCUACUUACAUAGCUGAGCAGGAGGAGAUACUGUCUUUGCGGGUUUUGCCUGUGGUCUGUUUCCUGACUGGGUUGAUGAGGGAGUCCCCAGCUCUUUCCCUGUUAGCCAAACCGGCAUCCCACUCACACAUUGGACACCCCAGGUGCUAGUCCACUGGUGCUGAUGGUCUCUGGGGGCACGAGCACAGCUUCUUGCUUCCAAUGAGGACUUAGUCAGCAGAAGCCUCCGGGGGCCAGGUGAAAUUGGGAGAAAUGAAGCCCUCUUUCUAUGCGCUAUGUAUGUGGGGUUAACACAUUAGCAAAUUUAAACUUAAAAGUAACUCUAGGCUGGGCACGGUGGCUUAUGUCUGUAAUACCAGCACUUUGAGAGGCCAAGGUGGGGAGAGUGCCUGAGCUCAGGAAUUCAAGACCACCCUGGACAACAUGGUGAAACUCUGUCUUUAUUUUUAAAAAUAUGAUUAUGAAGCUGAAGGCUGUGAAGUGAAAAAAAAAAUUGUACCAGGAAAGUUCGCAUGGUCACCAUGCCAAGAAAAUGACUUUGGUUGCCUGGUAGAUCCACAGUGACACUUUUUAAAGGGCUGCUGUCGUGGAUUCUAGAUUAAGGAAACGGACCACCUAGGACUCAGCUCUUGUAUUCGCCACAGUCCUUCCUCCCAGACUCUGGCCCUCCUUUUGGGACCUAGGAAAUCCCCUCCAGGGUGAUGCUGCUGGCUAGUAAGACUGAGCCCUGAUCCUAGGGACCCACUGGGUCCUGACUUCCUGCCCUGAGCACACAAUGAAUGGAGGAAGCAGGAGAGGCUAGAAACAGGACUCUGCCCUCCCUGCAUGGCAGGACAGCACCAAGGCCCUUCUGCCAUAUUCUCUGCUGCCCACCAGAGAAAAUGGGCCACUUUCUAGAAAGAUUUGUUUCUAAAAGUGUAGACCCAGGGGAAGCGUUAUGCCACCAUUCUUACCAGGCAAGGUUUCCCAUAGGACCUUCAUGCCCUGACCUCGUAGGUUGCUCCUCUCCCCAUCUGUUAAGGUAGAGAUGUCUGCUCCGGAGCCACCAGCUGGGGACGCCACCCAGGCCAUGUCUCCUGCAGAAUCCAAGUGCUGUUGUCCCAGGGUGACCCUGCCCCCUGCUUGCUGUGCUGCACAGGCUGUUUUCGUCUGCAUGGUUUGGGGUCUUUGUCCUUGUGCCUUUUCUUCCCCGUCGCCACUGUACAGGAUUUUCCACAUCGCCCACUGCCUCCUUUCUACAUCAUCUCGUCUCCGUGGCCUUUCCUGGGCCCUGUAAAUGUGUACUUUAUCCACGUGCCUCCCCCAUGUGAGGCCAGCUGUCCCGGGCAUGUUUAUCCACAAGGAUCAGGCCCCACUUGCCCUCACUCAGCCUACAGACUGGGUAACUUUGUGCAGAAUCUUUCAUUAUUGUCUUAAGCAUGGGGGACUUGGACCCACUGAGUCCCUCCUCCAGCCUGCAGCUAGUUUAGGAGGCUCGCAUUCCAGAAAAGUGCAAGUUUGUAUAAAGCAGCGUCUCCCACAAAGCUCUUCCUACACUGAUAGUGAUGUCCGGCUGAGUGUCACUCAUUAACCUGGGGCUCUGGUCCCAGCAGGGAUGUCACAGGCCUGUGGCUGCUCGGUGUGUGCACCGUCUCUACCCCCCAAGGAAGCCCUGUCGACGGUUCCUGGUGUACAGCCUUGGUUCUGUGUUGGGGCCACCACAUCUGGGUUUAGAACAGCUGUGGGCCCCACUUGGGCAGAAGGAAGAGGCGUUUAGCUGCUACCCCUGACUGCUGUGAACACCUGCCCCUCCCUUCCUUGUCUACUGAGGUGCUCAGACCAGAGUGCCAUUAAAUACCCAACAGAUGUCAGGGAGCGGACGAUGCAUUGCGGAAGACUCACAGCUGUGGGCCCCCUUCCAGCUCUUCCCACUUUCUUUGCUGGUCUUCUGGGGCCUAUAUGGAAUGAACUCCACACUUGGCCUCAUGCCCAAGGGUUUGUUGGAUGGCUCUGAUUCUGUGGGAUUCAACUUGAGUUUUAUGCCCCAGGAGACUCUGUCUGGAAACAGGCUUAGCUUUAGGGCUGGGGUGGGACCUGCCCUGUGGGCCCUAGGGUGGGGACGGUGGGGGGUGAGGCCCUGAGGCUGGCCAGGGUCCAGGCUUUUUGCCUCCAGCCUGCUUCUACCCUAUAGGAACAGGCUCUAGGUGGCACGCUCCUCCCAGGGAGCUUUACUGUACAGAUCAAGGUGUAAAUAAACAGUUUACUCUUCUC
Molecule: messenger RNA, 8519 nt
Organism: Callithrix jacchus (white-tufted-ear marmoset)
Lineage: Eukaryota; Metazoa; Chordata; Mammalia; Primates; Cebidae
Gene: RAB11FIP4
Product: RAB11 family interacting protein 4
Biological process (GO): endocytic recycling; regulation of cytokinesis
Cellular component (GO): cleavage furrow; endocytic vesicle; recycling endosome membrane
Molecular function (GO): calcium ion binding
Source: RefSeq, a predicted model, not a curated record